GUGCAGCUGGGGAGCAACGAGGGAAGGGGAAGGUGGAGGGGGAGGGGGCGCCUUGUGGUGUUGUGAAAGCAGCUAGCUUUCCAGGACGCCGCGUUGUUUACUGUUAGCCUGGCACACUUUUAACGACUCGCAGGGGAAGAUGUUGAGGUGAUCUUCAGACGGACAUCGACGUAUGAAAGUCUAGGAUGCUUCAGCUUGGAAGCCUGUUGACCCAGUUUCACGUCAACAGCACAGCAGCUCUGGAACUUACCCAGAAAACACUGCCUGAUUUCCUUCACCAUGUCAGGAAACUCACCGGGCUGAGACCGGAGGACAUCUACUGCAAUCUUCGGAUUCCAGACCAGUUUCAGGCUGUCAAAGAUGACAUAAAUGUUGUUAUCCUCACGGGCCAAGGGAUCUUCUGCAUCGACGUGAAACCCUGGCGAGGUGUGGUGUCCGCCCACAACCAUAAGUGGCACAUUGAAGUGAAGGAGAAGGAACCCAACUUCACAAACACCUCCAUUGAGCAGAUCGAGGACCCUCUCCAUGCUAUCACGACCAAGACGUCCCACCUGUGUGCCCAUUUGAGGCGGAGCGGCGUGUCCGUGCGCCAGAGCCGCUUCUUCCACAGGGUCGUCUUCCUGUCGCCCGAGUGUGAGCUGGACGAGGGUCUGCAACAGAGGCGGGAACUGGUUUCCCACGGCCAGAUAGAUGACUUCCUGAGGUCUUUCCGGGAGGGCUACAUGGCCUGGAUGUCGGAUGCGCUAACCCCCUCCUGGCUCUCUGGUCGUCUGUCCUACAGGCAGAUGGAGUCGGUGCGGCAGGUCCUGAAGAAGUCCGGAACCUGGGAUCUGAUGUGGCUUCACAAUGGCGAGCAGCUCAAAGGAGACUACCACGGGUGCCAGUACAUCGCGCUGGACCGCCGGGAGACGGGGACGCUGGAGUUUUCCAGACUCAAGUCACUGUGGGCCUUGUUGGGACGCUCUCAGGUGACGGUUAAAAUGUACAAGCGUGGCGGCUCGGCCGGCUGGCUGGGCAAGUCGCCGAGUGCCAGCGCCACCAUCCCCUCGGACACGGUCAUCAUCUUCCGGGUGAGCGGCCAGGAGGUGGACGCCAAGAUCCCGGCCGACACCAUCCACAGCAUCACGCUCAGCGUUUGAGAGGGACGGCGAGGGACGGCGAGGGACGGCGAGGGACGGCUUAGCUUUGAAUUUUCCCAAGUGCCUUCUAGCAACUUGUGUUUUUACAUACAGGAGUUUAACGUAUGAUACUAUGAUGCUACUGUAUUGUGGUGGUGAUGGUUUACCAUGCUUUUUUUUUUGCAUACUAAUAUUCAUUUUACACGUCAAAAUAUUUUUUUAAAGUCCAAAUAUUUUUUUAAAGUCCAAAUAUUAAGACAAAAGCGUAAUCUAAAAAGUUAAAAUUUUGCAAUUAUUUUAGUUGUAUGAAGUUUAAAUUUUAAAGUUGUAAUUUUUAGAACAUUAAGGUGGGGGAAAAGUUAUAUUAUGGGAAUAAAGUCAUAAUAUGACGAAUAGAAAAUUAACCAAAAAAUUAAAUGCUUUUUUAUAAAGAGCAGAAAUGGAAAAAUUGGAAAACAUUAACAAGAAAAGUCUCAAUUUUAUGAGAAUAAACCCAAAAAAUGUUAGUAGCAAGGAUUUGAAAUUAUGAAAAAAAAUAUAUUUUUAAAGAAGUAAUAUUAUGAAAUAGGUUAGUUAGAAUUAAGCUCAAGAAAAAGUUAUGGGAAUAAAAUAUUACAAGUCUUGGAAAGCUUUGUAGAUCUUCCAGAAUCUGCACCUAUUCCAGCUGAUUUCCUAAAUGUUCUGUUUUAAUUUAUUCCCCCGACAGCCCGCCUCCGCUGUAAUUGCUCACACUCCCAAACGUUCCGGAUGACUUCCGGACUACAGCCGAACCCCGCUGUCUAAUUUUCAUAAAAAGGAGUUAAUAAAUAAAUAAAGCUUUAAAAUUUUAAAUACUAAAUUCUCAUGCAUUGUAGUCACGGUGUUCCCAAGGGACAUCAUGAUGAUGGGAUCUGUAAAAAGUAUUAUGUAACUGUAAGGUAUAUAAUUUACUGUAUGUAUAUUUACCUCAGAGUGAAUCCUACCCCAAACAGCACUUGGUUUUGCGUGUGGUCGUAGUUUUUAGCGCCACGCGAGUGGCGUGGGUGCAUGCGAGUGAGCUUAUCUUACGUGUACUUGUACUUUUUGUGUGACUUUAAAUAAAAUGUCUUUCUUUU
This is a messenger RNA of Doryrhamphus excisus (bluestripe pipefish), 2212 nucleotides long. RefSeq lists its product as uncharacterized. NCBI's taxonomy places the organism in Eukaryota, Metazoa, Chordata, Actinopteri, Syngnathiformes, Syngnathidae. The record is from RefSeq and is a predicted model, not a curated record.